This is a messenger RNA of Camelina sativa (false flax), 498 nucleotides long. RefSeq lists its product as uncharacterized. The record is from RefSeq and is a predicted model, not a curated record. Lineage: Eukaryota; Viridiplantae; Streptophyta; Magnoliopsida; Brassicales; Brassicaceae.
UCAAAUUUGUCAUGUGGAUAAAUUUUCAAAAUGAUUCCUCCUAUUUUUUGUUAGUCUCUAUCGUAACAAAACAAACCAAAAAAAAAAUUAUAUAUAAUAAUAUAAUUUGGAGUGGGUACGUCAUCUGAAGAUUAGAGAUAUAAUAAAUAGAAAGAGGCAUGAAGUGAGAGAGUUUUAAAGAAAAGCAAAGAUUUCUAAAGAAGAAGAAGAAAAAAAAAGAAACAAGAGAAAAAAAUGGUGAUAAAAAGGAUAGAGCUGUGUAUAGAGCUAAUGAAGAUAGGUAUGGAGUUCGUGGUGGUGGUGGCUGAAGCCGUCCAAAUUGUUAUGCGGCAAAACCUCAACCACCGUGCUCCUCCUCAACCUCCGCGUCGACUAAUCCGACAAGGCCUCGUCCCGUAUCCCGCUUCUCACCCUUCUCCAUUCCUCUUUGGAUUUUUCCCUUGAAAAUUAAGAAACAUGAAAUUUUAUAUUCUGCUUCUUUCUCUUUUUCUUCUUCUU